Molecule: messenger RNA, 2369 nt
Organism: Nymphaea colorata (pocket water lily)
Lineage: Eukaryota; Viridiplantae; Streptophyta; Magnoliopsida; Nymphaeales; Nymphaeaceae
Exons: 12
Coding region: 61-1476 (471 amino acids)
Source: RefSeq, a predicted model, not a curated record
UUCUCGAAUUCUUCCACCUCCCUCCUUCAUUCCCUCCGUCUCUCCCCUGUUGGGCUCCUGAUGGACGUCGAUGCGCCUCUGGAUUUCGAGGCCGAGGACUUGCUCCUGAACCAGCUGGGCUCCGCCAAGAAGCGGAGCAAAAGGGUGAUCGGAUUAGACGACCUUGUCGACGAUUUUUACGCGGAGAAGAGCAAAAACGCGACAGCAGAGGUUAAGCGGGCGAACGUCAGAAAGCGCGCGAUUUCGGACGACGGCGACUACCAUGAAAGAGACAAGGAGGCUCUACUAUCUAAAUUUGUUGAUGAAUGCGAAAAACAAGUGAAGGAAAUAGUGACGGAAGAAGAGAUUCCCUCGUGGGGCCUUCGUGUUUUCGGCAGUCAGAAAGCUUUGCCGGCUUCUCCUCCUACACCUGCAAUUGGGAAUUGCAAUAUGUUAAAAUGCGUUAUUGACAAUGAGAUCGGUCCAAAGUUCAGUUCAUCUGAUGAGGAAACACGGAAGUUUUCAGAAUGCCUUCUACUAAAUAAUUGGCUGACAAAUUUGGUGUUAACAAGCGGAUCAAUAGAAGAUUCUAUGGCAAUGUGGACCUUUCACCUGUUGUUGUAUUCUCCAAAUGAAAAUUUGCAGUUAGCUGCUUGUGACUUUUGGUGCUCUAUUCUUUUGUAUGGUAGUGAGGACAAUCAUCUACAGCUUAGUUGGGUCCCUAGCUAUUUAGAGCUAAAGGAUGCCCUUGAAGUAUAUGGGUACCUCUGGACUUUUGUUACCUGCAACCAGAAAAAUGAUGCCACUGAUCGAGCUUUUGAUGGCCCACCCCGUAAUAUCAGACUCUUGCUCAAGGUUAUUGCAGCUUGCUGUCAGUCGAGAAUUGCACAUACAAUCUUUUCUGUUGCAGAAGUGGAGAACCUACUUGGUGUGGUUAUUAGUUUCUUCUUGGAACGUCGACUUGAAGGGAUUUCGUUGGUCCUGCAAGAAUGCUUGGUAUCGGUUUUGAGUUUCUUUACUGAUGAUGAAUGGGAAGUCAGCUCCAAGCGUGUUGCAGAAACUAUAUCUGGCAGCAUUCAGAAGGAUUUGAAUUGCAUACGUGUUGUGGAAUGUAUAUCUGGGCUUGACAUGCGUAGCAAGCACUUUCGAAGAGAGCUGGCAUAUCAUCUCCUGAUCAAGUUUUUGAACAAGGGCGAUGAUGCAGAAGAGCUCCUUAGAUCGGUUGCAUCGAUCAAUAUGAAGGAUAAAUUUUGCAACUUUCUUCAUAUCUAUAUCUACUUGGUUCUAGCUGACAAUUGGCUUUUAUCUAACUCUCUUCUGGAAGAAAGGCCAGAACUACACUCGAUCUGGGGUUCAUUUCUUCGCAAUUGUUCCUGCCAGAUUACGUGUACAGAUUGGAGGUCUUAUGCAUCAAAGGUGCGGAACAAAGCUUCAUAUCUUCUGCAGUUUUACCAAUGCGAGCAGAAGCAGCAGCUGCAGACAUGUACAGAACUUUAGUCUUGUCCUUUUAGUUUGGGCUGCCCUAUUUCAGACCCUCCGAGAUGGUUCUGCACAAAAGAAAAUCCUGUUGUUUGAGGGUGUCAUCGACUAGGGAACAGAAGGCAAAUGGUGUGGUUGAGAUGCAAAUUUAAUUAGUAUCUGUGAAGCUACCAAGCCAUGUAUGGUUGGUGCUUACGUGUUCAGUAGUAGUAAAGCCUAUCAACAGAGAAACCCUUUUGGUGCGACAAGUUUUUUCUCUGGAACCACAAGCUUUUACAACUUUUUGACAUUCAUGGUUUGGCAGUAGCUAGCAUCGCGAAAUGCAUUCUCAAGUGGCAACAAAGUACUGAUCUUGUUCCUGAAAUGUCUAGUUCUUGAAGUUUAUUGCCGGCUACUCACAUCCGAAAUUGCUCCUCUUCUGCGCACUUCAGUCCACAUGUUCACCCUUGACGGGUCGAGGUUAUAACCUUCAUCAGCAGUGCUGGUUUAAACAUCCCAUCAUCGAAAGACCAGUCUUCCCAUGAAAGUGAUGCUCAUGUGGCAGUUCUCAGUUGUUCUCUGUGCAUAAGAAAAUAGGAAUUUUGCUUUCCGAGGGCGUCCGGUUCGGCAAUUUCCGUUUGAGAAUGGCUUUCUUCAUAAGGAGGAUCUCGUUUUCCUCGAGAUGAACACUUCCCUGUGAGAAAAACGCUGGGAAAUCCUAUUAUCUUGUACUCAGCGCGCCACAUGCCCAGAUGAAUCCUUCCUAGGACGACAUUAUGUCCUAAGCAUAUGUUUUAUAAAGGUUUUGAGCAUUUGAGUGCAAGGAAUUAAUGUAAAAGUUAGGAACAUGUGAGCCUCUCAUUAAAUUGGAUGUGCCUCUUGGGGCGUCCGGAAGGACCUUUAAUUUCAGUUUUCCAUUCGCGACGGCUCUA